UCAUCAAGCACGGAACAGUACGAGGAAGAAAAGGGGAGAAAUUGUCGGAGGCAGCAAGGCGAGACGUCUAGCACCAUACGACUGAUCUUCUUCAGGCACUGCACGCAGCGGACAAUCCGCUGCGAUAUCUUCCGAUUCGAGCUUCUGAUUGAAGACGAAGAACAGGAUAUGCAAGGAUACGGAGAUGCCGGAGGUGAACUGGCGCAGCUCCAAUCCACUAUGCACGCCAUUGAAGCCGCCUGCUCCUCCAUUCAGAUGCAUAUAAACCCUGCAGCAGCAGAAGCAGCUAUAUUGGCACUGUCUCAGUCGCCCCAACCAUACAAGGCAUGUCAGUUUAUUCUUGAAAACUCUCAAGUGGCAAACGCAAGAUUUCAAGCUGCUGGAGCUAUAAGGGAUGCAGCUAUAAGAGAAUGGAGUUUUCUCUCUGCCGAAGAUAGAAGAAACUUAGUCAACUUUUGUAUUUGCUUUGCUUUGCAACAUGCUAAUUCACCUGAGGGUUACGUCCAAGCAAAAGUUUCAUCUGUUGCUGCUCAGUUGAUCAAAAGAGGCUGGCUUGAUUUUUCAACUGGUGAAAAGGAGCCAUUCUUUUAUCAGAUUAAUCAGGCAAUUCUUGGCACUCAUGGCUUGGAUGUGCAGUUCAUUGGAAUCAGUAUUUUGGAAUCUUUGGUAUCUGAAUUUUCUCCUUCGACUUCUAGUGCUAUGGGCCUUCCGAGGGAGUUCCAUGAACAGUGCCGCAGAUCAUUGGAGCUAGAUUAUUUAAAGGUUUUUUAUUGUUGGGCACGUGGUGCUGCUUUAAGUGUGACAAGCAAAAUCCUUGACUCUGAUUUGGCAGCACCCGAGGUCAAAGUCUGUACUGCUGCAAUGCGUCUUAUGUUACAAAUACUUACUUGGGAAUUUCAGUACAACCGCAAGGGCACCAAAAGUAUAAAUCAUUUCUCAGCUGGAGUUAGACAUGAUAAUGCAUUGACCAACAGGACGGACUGCAUCCUAGUGCAGCCUGGCUUGGCAUGGCAUGAUGUUCUGAUUUCAAGUGGUGAUACUGUUUGGUUGUCGAACCUAUAUGCUGCGCUUAGGCAGAAGUUUUCACCCCAGAGCUCUUGGAUUGACUCCCCUAUUGCAGUUUCAGCUCGGAAACUACUUGUUCAAUUCUGUUCCGUGACAGGGACAAUAUUUCCCUCAGAUAGCGGGCAAUCACAAGAGCAGUAUCUGGUGCGACUUUUAUCAGGGAUUAUCUUGUGGGUGGAGCCCUCUGAUGCCAUUUCAAAAGAGAUUGAGUCAGGAAAGAGCGGAAGUGAGAUGCUAGAUGGUUGUCGUGCUUUAUUGGCCAUGGCUACUGUAACAACUCCUGCUGCAUUUGAUCGACUCCUAAAGUCAAUAAGGCCAUAUGGGACUCUUACUCUGUUAUCCACCUUGAUGGGUGAAGUAAUUAAAGUUCUCAUCAGUCAGAACAGUGAAGAGGAAACAUGGAGCUGGGAGGCACGUGACAUCUUGCUAGAUACCUGGACGGCACUUCUCAUGCAUUCUUUACAGCCAUUACAUAUUACGGGUGGUGGAAUAUCCCUUCCACCUGAAGGGGCAGUUGCAGCAGCCAACCUCUUUGCAUUGAUUGUAGAUUCUGAGCUAAAAGCUGCUUCUGCUUCGGCGUAUAAUGAUGAUUCUGACUCAGACUACAUUCAUGCAUCCAUCUCUGCCAUGGAUGAAAGACUGAGCUCUUAUGCUUUAAUAGCUAGAGCAGCCAUUGAUGUGACAGUUCCUUUACUCACAAGGCUUUUUACAGAACGAGUUUCGCGUCUACAUCAGGGCAGGGGCAUUGUUGAUCCUACCGAAACCUUGGAAGAACUUUACUCAUUGUUGCUGAUAACAGGUCAUGUUCUUGCUGACGAAGGAGAAGGAGAAACACCCCUGGUACCAGAUGCCAUUCAAAGGAACUUUGGGGACUUUCUGGAGGCAGAUAAACAUCCGGUUGUUCUUCUCUCUGGCUCAAUUAUUAAGUUUGCUGAACACAGUCUAGAUCCAGAUCUUAGAGCGUCAUUUUUCAGCCCUCGACUAAUGGAGGCUGUUAUAUGGUUCCUUUCAAGAUGGUCCCCUACAUAUUUAAUGUCCCUGGAGGAAACCCAUGACAGAAAUGAUGAUUCUCUGCUCAGUCGGGGGCAUCAACUCCCACAAAACUCUAGGAAAACUGUAGCAAAUUAUUUCAGCGAAUACAGCUACGGGAAGUUUGUACUGGGCACUAUUGUUCGUGUAUCCAUAAUUACAUUCACAUCAUAUCCCGGAGAAAAUUAUUUGCAGGGUAUGACAUGUUACCAGCUACUUCAUGCACUAGUUCGGCAGAAAAACAUUUGUGUCCACCUUGUGGCAUUGGAGUCGUGGCGUGAGCUUGCUAAUGCUUUUGCUCAUGAAAAGAUGUUAUUCAUGUUGAAUGCUUCUCAUCAGAGAUCCCUAGCUCAGACACUUGUUCUUUCCGCUUCUGGCUUGGGAAACUCAGAGGCAGCAAAUCAGUAUGUGAAGGAUCUCAUGGGUCAUAUGACAAAGUACCUGGUGGAAUUAUCUAGCAGGAAUGACAUUAGAAGCAUUUCUCAACAGCCUGAUAUCAUCUUAUCGAUCACCUGCUCAUUGGAGCGUCUUCGUGGAGCUGCUCGUGCCUCGGAACCUCGAAUGCAAAAAUCAAUUUACGAAAUGGGACUGUCUGUACUAAAUGCUAUUCUUGUUCUUCUUGAAGUUUACAAACAUGAGUCUUCUGUUGUUUAUGUGCUCCUGAAGUUUGUGGUUGCCUGGGUGGAUGCCCAAAUUACAUACCUAGAGGCCAAGGAAACUGCAGCUGUUGUUGAUUUCUGCAUGCGCUUGCUUCAGCUUUACUCUUCUCACAACAUUGGCAAGAUAUCAUUAAGUCUUUCAAACAGCUUACUUAGCGAUGCAAAGACAGAGAAGUAUAAAGAUUUACGAGCUCUUCUUCAACUGCUCUCUGCUCUCUGUUUAAAAGAUCUGGUUGACUUGUCAUCAGAUCCAGUCGAAUCUGAAGGAACAAAUAUAUCUCAGGUUGUUUUCUUCGGUCUUCACAUAGUUACUCCUCUGAUAUCGUUAGAGCUACUGAAGUAUCCCAAACUUUGUCAUGACUACUUCUCCCUGUUGUCACAUAUGCUGGAGGUUUAUCCUGAAAUGGUUGGUCAGCUAAACAAUGAUGCAUUUUCUCAUGUUGUUGAGACACUUAGUUUCGGUCUUCAUCAUCAGGACUCGGAAGUGGUUAAUAUGUGCCUAAAAGCUCUUCGAGCACUUGCUUCCUACCACUGCAAGGAAACAGCUGCUGGAAAAGUAGGUUUGGGUUCACGUGCUUCAGAUCCAAGGAAUCCGAGUGGAGGAACAGAAAAUCGCAUCUUCAGUCGAUUCCUUCAGUCCUUGCUGCAAUUACUUCUAUUUGGGGAUUAUAGUCCUGAUUUGGUGGGAGCUGCUGCAGAUGCUCUCUUUCCCAUGAUCCUCUGCGAGCAAAGCUUGUACCAGAAAUUGGGCAACGAGUUGAUAGAAAGACAGGCAAACCCGGAAUUCCGGCUGAGGCUUACAAAUGCAUUCCAGGCUCUCACAAGUUUGAAUCAGCUCACUUGCACGCUUGAUCGCAUGAACUACCAGAGAUUUAGGAAGAACCUCUCCAACUUCCUGAUUGAAGUCCGUGGAUUUUUGCGGACCAAGUGAUUUCUCAGCAGCAGUUUUGUUGAACAGUAGAAAUUUUACGCCGGGCAUUUUUGCCAGAAUUGCGGUGAAAGCCCGUCUGUGAGGGCAUUGAAAAUGUCUCCUCUUCAGAAGCAUCCUCAGUCAUACAUAGUGGAGACUCAACAGGGACGGGACUUCCCUUGAUGCAUGAUCAGAGUAACGCAGGAUCAUGGCUGGUUCUGUUUGUGGCCGCAUGUCAACUAAGUCCAGCAGUGUGCACUCACAUGAAUCGAUUGGACUAGGGGAUGCAGUUAGUCACAUGUAUUUCCAUACAUACAUUCGGGUUUCAGAUUUCAUUACUGCUCUCACCUUGUCAGUUCAGGCUGAGUUUUGUUUGAUGUAAGACCGCAUUAGAAAGAUUGAUCAGAGAGAGUGUGAAGUUGUAUCCAGUGAUGUUUUAUGACGGUCGAAUGAUGGGAUCAUAUGGAUUGAGAGGCCCGGUUUUGAUUCCCCGAUCAGCCAAUAAAAAUUCAUUCCGAU
Messenger RNA from Punica granatum (pomegranate), 4182 nucleotides. Lineage: Eukaryota; Viridiplantae; Streptophyta; Magnoliopsida; Myrtales; Lythraceae. The record is from RefSeq and is a predicted model, not a curated record.